Naumovozyma dairenensis CBS 421 is the source of this 543-nucleotide messenger RNA. It is a transcript of the gene YPD1, whose product is annotated as Ypd1p. Gene Ontology annotation, biological process: phosphorelay signal transduction system; phosphorylation. The coding region runs from base 1 to 543 and encodes 180 amino acids. NCBI's taxonomy places the organism in Eukaryota, Fungi, Ascomycota, Saccharomycetes, Saccharomycetales, Saccharomycetaceae. The record is from RefSeq and is a predicted model, not a curated record. Gene Ontology annotation, molecular function: histidine phosphotransfer kinase activity; protein histidine kinase binding. The transcript has a single exon. Gene Ontology annotation, cellular component: cytoplasm; nucleus.
AUGAUGCCUCACUCUAUACCACAAGAUAUAAUUAAUUGGACUAUACUGAAUGAAAUAAUAUCCAUGGAUGAUGAUGACCCAGAUUUCUCUAAACAAUUAAUCAUUCAAUAUAUUGAUCAAGCUGAAACUGUAUUUAAUCAAAUAGAAGAACAUUUACAAUCAACAAAGGAUUUAACUCAGUUAGAUAGUUUGGGGCACUUCUUAAAGGGUUCAUCUGCUGCACUAGGUUUACAAAGAAUUGCUUGGGUUUGUGAAAGAAUUCAAAACUUGGGAAGAAAAUUGGAAGAUAAUUUCCCUAAUCAAAAGGAUUUAUUAAAAGGUUUACCUAAAGAUACUAUUAUACCAGAGUGUGAUGAUAACCAAGACAUAACACUACCAAACGAUGAUGAACUUGUUGAUAAGAAUAACGAUAAGGAUAAUAAAUUAUAUAUCCUUUUAAUAACAAAAGCGUUAAGACAAGCAAGAUUGGAAUUUAAAUUGGCAAUAAAUGAUUUGUCCAAAUAUUAUAAAACUGAUCUAUUCGCUAGUACGACAAGUUCAUGA